Messenger RNA from Sinocyclocheilus grahami, 2293 nucleotides. Its product is annotated as trichohyalin-like. The transcript has 4 exons. Lineage: Eukaryota; Metazoa; Chordata; Actinopteri; Cypriniformes; Cyprinidae. The record is from RefSeq and is a predicted model, not a curated record. The coding region runs from base 190 to 2022 and encodes 610 amino acids.
GAGAGGCGCCUCCAGUGCGCAACGCCCCCUACUCACAUUCCUCGUGCUUGAAAGUUCACUUUUGAUUGUUCCCGGUCGUUGUGGGCCAAUACAGCGUUGAGGUCUGGUAGAACGGUACCCAAAUCACUGAGUAAAUCAGAGAAAGGGGGAGUGUUGCAGUCUACAGUGCAGAUCCUCCGCGAAGCCAAGAUGACCAAGCGCAAAGGAAAAAGCACCAAUAAGCAGGACGACAGUUUGCUGCUCUUGGAGACGCCAUCUGUAACACCACCGGGAGGAUUUAAAGAAUAUGCAGUCCCUGCCAUUGUUUUCUUUAUUUUCGCUGUCGGGGGAUCAACGGCGGUCUGGUUCUGCAGCCAGCAGCAGCAAACCAUCGACAGUCUGACAGAGACAGUCAAUGCAAUGCAACUUAGGAUAACCAAGUUCCAACAACAGUUAGGGGUGGGUAAUGCACAGAUUGCCAAUGUGGGUGUUUUUGAAGAGCGUCUACAAGCACUGGAAGAGGCUUACACACAGGCCCAAAAAAAGGCAGAUGUUGCACUAGCCACAUCAGAAAAAAUCAAAUCUACUGAUCUUCAAAGCCAAUUCUGGUCUCUUCAGUCUGAGAUGAAUGCCAAACUUUCUGAACUCCAGCAGGAGUCUGUUUCCACUGCAACGUUAAAUGCAAUUGUCAAGAAUAAGACUGAAGAAAUUGAAACUCUGAAGCAGAAGCUUCAUUCUAUCCUUACUGCAAACUCUGAGGUAGCUGUUACCAUUUCUGGACUCACGGACACUGUUUUGGUCACCAAAACACAUCUCGACGAGCAGAUGUCCACUAUAGAAGGUCUCACAUCUGAGUUGGAGGAACAAAGAAUGGAACUUUCAAGCCUGAAGGAAUCCUUUAUCAGCAACAAGAGGGCUCUUAAAAGAAACAGACAGGAAGUGGUGGACAUCAAGGACAUACUGGAGAUAGAACAGGCAAGAAGAUCCCAAGUUCUUGAGGAUCAACUUAUGGCUGUCCGUAGGAGUCUGGAGGACCACCAAAAGAGUACUCAUUGCCUUCACUCUCGCCUUGCUGCCCAACCUGAGAUCGUCCAGAGUCAGAUGUUAUCUGAAAGCCAGCUAUCCAGUUCAGAGGAAAAUAGUCCAGUAGAGGAGCAGCAAGUGGAGCAAGCAGAAACUCAGGAGGAAGUUCCAAUCAAGGAUGAAGGAGUUGAAGCAAAGGAUCAAGCCAUUACCAAGGAGGAAACAGUAGAGGAGUUUCAUGUUGAAGAAGGGGAACGAGUGGUGCCUGAGGAGGACAAGCCAGCUGAAGAGGUUCAGGUUCAUGGGGAAGAACCUGUUGAAAAACAAGCCGAUGAGAAUAAAAUUCCUGAGGAAUCUGAAGUCAAAGAAGAUGUUGCUGAAGAGCAAGCAGUAACUGAGGAGGAUGAACAAGCUGAUGAGGUUCCAUUCCACCAGGAUAUUGUUGAGGAGGAAGCAGUUACUCAACAGGAUGAAAUGCCUGAGGAGCUGCAGGUAUCUGACAAAGAAGUACCAGCUGAGGUCUUUGGGGAAGAAGAAUCUAUUGAGAAGCAAGUAGUAACUGAGGAGGAUGCGAUAACUGAGGAAGUUCAGGACAGCGAUGGAGAUGUUAUUGAGGAGCAAGCAGUAACUGAAGGGGAUCCGAUAUCUGAGGAAGUUCAGGUCAACGUUGGAGACAUUAUUGAAGAGCAAGCAAUAACUGAGGGGGAUGAAAUAACUGAGGAGAUUCCAGAUCAAGAAGAAGACGCUGUUCUUGCCAAAGAAGACCCAACUUUCAUGGAAGAAACAGGAACUGACACAAGUGUGGCCGAGGCUGUUGAGAACUUCUCUGAAGAUCAGGUGGUUGAAGAUAUCAGUCAGGAGCAGAUGUUGCAGGAGCCACUAGAAGACACUGAGAAGCAGAAAGACUUGGAAGAAAUUGAAGAACAUGUGUAUGACUCUGAAGAAGAAGAAGAAGAAGAACCUGCUGAGGAGAUUAUGGAAGAGCUAGAUGAAAAAGACAUUUCUGCCAAUGAAAGUUAAGUUCCUGAGAACGGUUGAAUGGUUCCAAAUAAAAGACUUUUUCUGAGGACUUGAAAUUAUCCCGUUUCCCCAAUGAAUUAUGUGAUACAUGGUAUUUCACAUUUGUUGAAAUGUUCCUCAGUCAUACUUUGUAUACUCAAAAGUGAACUUUGAACCUAGCAGUGAGUUUUCCAAAUCCAAUGAUGAAUUUGUUUUUCUAGUGAUAUUUCUUAAAAUAUUCAAUUGCUCUGUUUACACUGAAAUGUAGAGAGUGUUGAUAUUGUUUUACUAG